Molecule: messenger RNA, 1093 nt
Organism: Lolium perenne
Lineage: Eukaryota; Viridiplantae; Streptophyta; Magnoliopsida; Poales; Poaceae
Source: RefSeq, a predicted model, not a curated record
CACCCACCCUCGGCGAACGAAACCCUACCUCUUUCUCCCUCUCCCACAUACACCGCCGCCCGCGAGGAGAGAACCUCGAUCGCAGCCGUCCCCCUCGUGAUCCAGAUCCCCUUCUCUCCUCCGGCUCCAUAUCGCUGCGCGCUCACCGUCACUCCCAUCGUUACCCGCGGUGGCUGCUCCGUCGUGCCCAUGCCGAGAUGGACGGCCUCGGCAGUGGCGGCGGGCGUCCUGGCGUGGACAAAUUCUUGGCGGUGCCGCCUGAUCUUGUGGCAGAAGAUGACCUCGGUGCUCGGGCGUCCCCUGGCUUUGCCAACCGGCCGUAGAGGAGGACCUGCGGAUUGCCUUUCGGGUCUUCGGCUCGAUCUUCCUCACCGAAGCCGGCGUAGGCACCGACCGGACUUCAGCGGAAAGUACUACUGUAGGACUGUUCACGGACAAGAAGAACCCCAGGGAGAUUCUCUGGGAUGUGAUGUAGCAACCGGUGAGGUUGUCAUGGCGGACCAGAUGCUAGCCAGGAUCAGCGCGCUUGCCAAGGAGGGUUGGUGCAUCAGGGUCGUCUCCAAGUGCAGAGGCAAGGCCUCCAACCGGGAGGCUGUGAUGACCUGCUUCUGCCCAUAAUCAGUUUGGCACUAUAAAACUAGCUUGAUGAUCUUAAAUUUGGUUGGCUUUAGGAGUUGUCCUGUUUGCCCUUUCAGACAACUACUUUAAUUUCUACACGUGAUGCCUAGACUGGAGGAGUUCUGCAGCUUCUGUUUCAACUCUAUACCAUUUUUUAUCUUAGUGGUGGCCAAUAGCUUUUCUUGAAUAUAUACUGACCCUUGGCCUUUUGUCUGAUUGGCAGAAUAGAGGCAGUGUCAUCAGAACGAGAUGAAAAGUUGACCUUCCAAGAAAGGACAAGAGGCUGAACAGUCCAUGAAAAACAGGGUAUGGUUUGUGCAAAUUGUUACGCACUUGUGCUUGUGCAAACUGAAGGUGGUCCCAUGAAGCAAAUCAAGCCAGAAGUUUCCGCGGCGAUUGUGCUUUGCCAAGUUGAGAAAGCAAAGGAAGAUAUGCUGAACCAGCUAUACAUAUCAACUAGAUCAUAAAAGCGCGC